Messenger RNA from Cynara cardunculus var. scolymus (artichoke), 754 nucleotides. RefSeq lists its product as uncharacterized. Bases 126 to 620 code for a protein of 164 amino acids. The record is from RefSeq and is a predicted model, not a curated record. NCBI's taxonomy places the organism in Eukaryota, Viridiplantae, Streptophyta, Magnoliopsida, Asterales, Asteraceae. Gene Ontology annotation, biological process: cytokinin biosynthetic process. The transcript has a single exon.
UGCAGGGAUCCUCUUCUUUUUUAGCCAUUUAUGAUCAUGUGACUUGGUACUUUUUUUUCUUUCUCAAUUGCACAGUGGGGUUCUUCCUCCACUUGCCAUUCAGCUCUAAAGUUAAUAAGGAAUUUAUGAUGCUUCUGAGUGUAUUUUCUUGUUAUUUCAUAUGUGAAGAGUCCAUGUUCUUUGAAGUUGAGUGUUUUCAAUUCUUGUGUACUGAUCAAAUGGAGUUCUCCAAGUACCUUGGAGUUGCGGAAGGGUGUAGCAGCAGUGAAUCAGGAUGGACCAUGUACAUUGUUUCUCCCAUGCAUGAGACGAAUAACAAUCAUCAUCAUCAUGAUGUCGAUGAUGCGAUAGAUGAAAUCCAUGAUGGUUAUCACAAUGGAGAUAGUGAUGAUUCUAUGGUCUCAGAUGCCUCUUCUGGUCCGAGUCGCCAAGGGAUCUUGCGUGGAAGCUCUAAGAGACGAAGUGGAUUGCGUCGUGAUCAGUCGAAACAUGCGAUGAACAAAGACCUAAUCGGCAAGAAUCAAAGGCAAGUGGAGAAGUUAUAUGAAAGAAGGCAAAGAGCUGGGAAAGAAGAAGAAUACAAGAACCCGAAUGACAAUAAGGCAAGGAAGACUAGCUGAUUAACUAGCUUACUGGUUGUAUGAAGUCUGAUUUAUUUCGUAAUUUCAUGUGCUUUUUAAAGAACUCAGGAACCAGAUAUAAGGCUGCAAUCAAUCCAUGCACAUAUAUAUAUUUGUUGUUUCGGUUUGAAAUC